AACAAGUCAUAAAUAAGUCAAUUCCAAUCCACAAAAUACCCAAUACAACAAACCCUAAAACACACACAGAAGAAAAAACACUCUGAUUUUCCAUGGCACCUAAGAAAAGGCCAAAUAUGGAGCAGCCCACGACCCGUGUAACUCGAAGCUCAACUCGCCGUGUCAACUCAAAGCCCAACUACACUGACCCUGACCCACCCAAACCCAAACGGGCCAAAAAAACCACCCCAAAAUCCGAGCCCAAACCCGUAGUCAAUGCUGCUGUUGACUCUGGUUCAAAGUGUGUUGUGAUUGAGCACUGCACUCAGUGCAACCAGUUCAAGAUUAGGGCUGUGAAGGUGAAAGAAGGGUUGGAAAAUGGAGUACCCGGUUUGGAAGUUCGGGUCAACCCGGAAAAGCCGAGAAGGGGUUGCUUUGAAAUAAGGGAGGUUGGUGAAAAUGGGGAGAAAUUUGUUAGCCUUUUGGAUAUGAAGAGGCCAUUUGGGCCGAUGAAGGCAUUGGACAUGGACAAGGUCAUUUCUGAUAUUAUUGAGAAAAUCAAAUGAUCAUUUUAUUUUUGGGUAUUUAGGGUUGUUAUGAUCAUUUUAAGUAGAUUUAGGGUUUGUUUGGAUUAGGGGUAUGGUUUUGUGUUUUGUUUGCGCCAAGUGCUUGAUAUUUUUCUUUAAUCCAUUAUAACCCUUAGAUUUUGUAGAAAAGGGAAAACGAAUUUAUUGUGAUCU
Messenger RNA from Nicotiana tabacum (common tobacco), 719 nucleotides. RefSeq lists its product as uncharacterized. The record is from RefSeq and is a predicted model, not a curated record. Gene Ontology annotation, cellular component: Golgi apparatus. NCBI's taxonomy places the organism in Eukaryota, Viridiplantae, Streptophyta, Magnoliopsida, Solanales, Solanaceae.